This is a messenger RNA of Rubroshorea leprosula, 1684 nucleotides long. The record is from the annotation of a GenBank genome assembly. NCBI's taxonomy places the organism in Eukaryota, Viridiplantae, Streptophyta, Magnoliopsida, Malvales, Dipterocarpaceae.
UCCGUGAACAAGAUCGCUUACGGUGGUUCCUGGACCACCUGAUUUUUGCCAUUCCGUUGAUUCGCCACUGUCCCACCCUCAAAUUGAAUUUUUCCGGCGACAUCUUCUGAAACCCUAACCAAAACCCUGACAAACCCUAGACUUCGAAUCAGAAAUUAAUCUGCAUCCUUUCUCGCCGUUAAUUCUGAGUUAGACCUCUGACUCUUCCGGCGAAUAUGUAUGUAUCGGAUAAAGCAGGAGAGGAUGUGGAGCGGACGGCAUUCCGGAAAGCAGAGAAGAAGUACAAGCUCUACUACGACGACAGUUUCAAAUCCUCCAAAAAGAAGAAGCAACCCAAACCAGUUGAUUUAUCAGAGGUUUUGGAUUUUAAAUCCAUUUUAGAUAAUUACAAUCAGGGUGGUGAGCUUCCAGUAGGAGUUUCAGCUCUUCAGUGUGGGUUUGAUCGUCCUGUUUUCAGCUUGGAAAAUCGUCCUGGGUUUUAUUUCAUUCCUGGAGCUUUGAGUGUUGAGGAACAAUGUCAAUGGAUAAGGGAGAGUUUGACAAGCUUUCCACAGCCUCCCAACAGAACAAAUCAUAAUGCUUUUUAUGGGCCAGUGCAUGACCUGUUUAUGGCUGCCAAGGAAGGUAAAGUACUCAUUGAGGAGGAAACCUCACCUGGAUUUUUGGGGGCUGAAUCUACUUCUUCUGUCAGCAAUGGUGACGCUCAUAAAUGGAAGUUUUACGAGGAAGAGGAUGCAAAAUCAAUAGGAAAGGCAAGCAAAUCAAUUCCUGCCUCUGUUUUGCUGCGGAAGCUAAGGUGGAGUACCCUUGGCUUGCAAUUUGACUGGUCCAAGAGGAACUAUGACGUGUCUCUCCCUCAUAACAAGAUACCUGAUGCACUCUGUCGACUAGCUAAAAGAAUGGCGGCCCCUGCAAUGCCUAUGGGAGAAGAGUUCCAGCCAGAAGCUGCUAUUGUGAAUUAUUUUGGUUUAGGUGAUACACUUGGUGGGCACCUUGAUGACAUGGAAGCAGAUUGGAGUAAACCUAUAGUAAGCAUGAGUUUGGGCUGCAAGGCUAUUUUCCUUCUUGGAGGAAGGACAAGGCAGGACCAGCCAUUAGCAAUGUUCCUCCGAAGUGGUGAUAUUGUGCUUAUGGCUGGAGAAGCUAGGGAAUGCUUUCAUGGUGUGCCUCGUAUCUUCACAGACAAAGAACAUGCUGAAAUCACCCCUCUUGAAGAGCAGUUUUCGCACGGAGAUGAUCUUUGUUUCUUAGAAUAUAUCAGAACUUCAAGGAUCAACGUCAAUAUCAGACAAGUUUUUUGAGUUCCUACAUUUUCCAUCCACACUCCAAUAUUUGAUUCAACGGCUCACAUGUCCUCAUAGAGAUGAAGCAGGAAAGACAAUGGAAAAUCGUCGGUGACAUUUGAAGAAAAUUUUGUAGGAAAUUGGAACAUCCAAAAUGGACAAGGAAACUGAAAGUAAUGUGAAUGGAAGGAGAAAAGAUGCCGCAGCCUUAGUCAUUGCUACAUUUUUUGCAUGUCCUAAAAGUAUAUUUGUCCUUUCUCAUUUGUGUCCCAUCUAAGCUUGAACACCCUUCAUCCCUCCUUCCCAUCUUUGCUAUUUGACUUUUCGCAUCCAGGCGAGUUGUAACUUGUAAACCUUGACAUUCUUCUGUUUCACACUCUUAAUAAAUUGACAACACGCUU